CACUUUAAAUAGAAAAUGGAUGACAAAGAGAAAUUCGACCUAAAGACAUGGUCAGUUCAAAAUGGCUUYAACAUUGGUACAGUUUACGUUUUGCAGAAAGAAGGUAUAACAACAAAACAUGCGUUAGAGAAACUCACAGACAAGAACAUUAGAGAACUGGAUAUUUCUAGUACACAAAUGCGCGUACUACUUGAAGCAGUGCGUCAUCUCUCUUUGAAAAAGCUUCAGGAGGACAGAGUAGCUURACCACAAGAAAUGCAAGAUAAACAGAAAUCUAUAAUGUUGAUAAACGAACAAAACGAAUCACWAAAUCAUGAAGAAGAACAAGUYAACCUAGAGGAAUGUUUUGGUGACGAGGAGAAAGGAAACGAAUCCCUGAGCUUUGAUGACGAGGAGAAAGGAAACGAAUCCCUGAGCUUUGAUGAAGAGGAGAAAGGCCGAAACGAAUCCCUGAGCUUUGAUGAAGAGGAGAAAGGCCGAAACGAAUCCUUGGAAUACGAAGAAGCAGAGAAGCAAGUGAACCUAGAGGAAUGCUUUGGCGAUGUAGAUGGAAUUGUGAACAAGAUGAAAGAUCAUGAUGAUAAGGGAAUCAGUGUCCUGGAAAAUACAAUAUCCCCUGGGGGUGAUAGUGGACUGAGACUUUCCAGUUUGGAUACACAUGUUACCACAACUGAAAUAUCUCCGCAACCCGCUGCACGACUCACUAAACCAAAAGUUGCCUUUCGAGCAGUAAGAAUGGAAAAUGGCACGAUGAAUGGAGACGAUCGCUCUCUUACUCGUUCAAGCUCACGGGGUUCAAUGAACAGAGACUCAUAUGGCAGAACCUCUCUUCUUCGACGAAACCAAAGUCUCAGCGCUAAACAGAUAAGUUUCUACCGAAAUGGCGACAAAUUCUUUCGUGGUCUUAAGCUAGCUGUAUCAGCUGAACGCUACAAAGAAUGGGAUUCUCUUCUCGCUGAGCUUUCAAGUAAACUGGACCUACCUACUGGGGCUGUUCGAUAUGUCUUUUGCUCAGAGACUGGAAAGAUGAUCACAGACGUGAACGAGCUACAAUAUGGUGUAAGCUAUGUGUGUUCCUCUUCGGCGUCAUUCAGAGACGUAGAAGGAGGAUAUGGCAAAGAAAAUCAUCCACAGUGGUCACUUCAUAACAAAAAAGCUCUCAGGGAUGAAUUGAACAACUGGACGGACCCGAAAGGUGCAGUCGAAGAAGAUAAAAUUAGCGGACCUCGAGACUUUAUCAAGCCUAAACUAGUGACCGUCAUAAAGCCAGGUAAACCACCUCAAAAGAAAGUAACCAUGCUACUAAACACGAAGACUGCUGCUUCGCUAAAUCAGGUUCUGGAUCACUUGUCGGCCAAGGGAACUCUUGGUAAGGUCGACAGGCUGUACACGGCCGUUACAGCCAAACAGAUUCGUACACUGCGUGAUCUUUUCGAUGAUGAUAUUUGUUUUGUGGCCUUAAGUUCCAAUGAGCGUCCACCAGAAGAGGGCUUUGACCUGGAAAUUCAAAGUUACAAGAUAGCACCAUAUAGAGACUUAAAGAGGCCUUGUGGUUUGAAGAGGUCAUCGUCAUUGCGUACACCCAGACAACACAGAGAUAGUGGCUCCAAUGAUGGGUUACAUACACCAAGUCGUCCUGUACGCCGUUCUUCUUCAGUGAAGAGUGCUAGUAAYGGGGCAAGAGGCAGAAGUGUCAGUCCUGGACCUCCAGGAAGCAGGGUCAAUGGGCACACACCCAAAUCAAACCGCUCCAAGUCUCCAAGCUCUACAGGAAGAAAGACUCCUUCAGGGAUGGCUAACUUAAACGAUGAACUGUAUCCAGCGGCUGUGUUUGAGAGAGAUAGUCUUGCAUCAGAAUCAGUUCCAGUCAAGGAAUCCAGAUGGGGUAAAAAGCGCAGGGUGUCGGUUCAUGGAUUGUACAGAAUUGGAAAAAUAAUUGGAGAUGGCAACUUUGCCAUUGUUAGAGAAUGUAAACAUAGGAAAACUAAUAAAGAAUAUGCUUUAAAAAUUAUCAACAAAGGGAAGGUUAAAGGAAAGGAGCACAUGAUUGAAAAUGAAAUUAAUAUCUUACGACGAGUAAAACAUAACCAUAUUGUAGAAUUAAUAGAAGAAUAUGAAACYCACAGAGAAAUAUUUUUAGUUAUGGAACUUGUCAAGGGAGGUGAUUUAUUUGAAGCGAUAGUAAAAGCUACAAAAUACACUGAACUUGAUGCUAGCCAUAUGAUACGAGACUUGGCUUCUGCCUUGGAUUAUUUACACUGCAAUAAUAUUGUACAUAGAGAUAUCAAACCUGAGAAUUUACUGGUUUUAGAAUUACCAAAUGGUCGGAAAUCUUUAAAACUAGCUGAUUUUGGUUUAGCAAUGGAGGUGAAAUCCCCCAUGUUUCUUGUUUGUGGAACACCUACGUAUGUUGCACCAGAAAUUCUUGAUGAGUCAGGAUAUGGAUUAAAAGUUGAUAUUUGGGCUACAGGAGUUAUUUCAUACAUCUUAUUAUGUGGCUUCCCACCAUUCAGAAGUCCUGACCAAGAUGAAUUAUUUGAUCUUAUCUUAUCUGGAGAAUUUGAGUAUCUCUCACCAUUCUGGGAUCAUAUAUCUGAAUCAGCAAAAGAUCUUAUAGAUCACAUGCUGGUGGUAGAUGUCAAUCAAAGAUAUAAUGCAAAACAAAUACUCUCUCACCAAUGGAUAAAGGGAAAUACUGCAAAUCAAGAAGACAUUCGUGUCAAUCUACAAAAUGAAUUGAACAAGAAUUUUGAUGCUAAAGGAAGAUUCAAAGGAGCAGCCAUUGCAGUCAACACGGUAAACAGCAUGUCCAAAGAAACCUACAGCACUAGAUCUCAUUGCUGCAAAUAUGUCAAACCUWCUAAGAAACGUAAAGUUGUCUUUAAGGAAUCYCUUCUUUUUGAUUUAGCUCAUUCAGACAGUGACCUCCAGCACUUUUCUGUGUAUGGAGGGUGCAACAGAGGUGAGCACAGAGAUAUUCCACUKAAAGCAGAGUGGAAUUCAUUAAGRACUGAUUGUAAGUCCAAUGCACCAGAAAGGUAUCAAAGUAGUCCUGAAAUACUUAGUCCAACAGAGAAACAUAGGUACUUUUACGAUGAUGUUCCUUAUUCAAAUGAAGAUAGGGUGUCUGAGGAAGCAAGGCAGUUCAAGGAACAUCUAAGUAUUGAGGAAUCAAAACAGGAUGAGAAGUCAAGAUCUGCUCUGGAGUUAAGGCAAGUUGAACAUGAWAGACAAGGCUACAGYCAGGUUCUCAAGAAUCCUCAACAUGUCAAAGACAAAACAAACAAAGGAUCAGAAGAUGAUAGCUUUUCCAGGUUUGGUCGAACAAGAAAACAAGUUCACAGACAAAAAGGAAUUCGUAGACCUCGUAGUUGUAGCGUACAGGAAAAGAAGAAAGAAAGAAGUAGAAAAAGGUCCUAUGACAUUCCCUUACAAAACAGAGAAGGCAAACAGGUAAAGAAAUACUCUAUCCCUGAUAURGAUAAAUCACAGGUAAGUCUGGAGAACUUCAUUGAGAGGGAUAUAAUCUUCAGUGUAGAAGGGUUGCAAGAUGGCCAUGUAACAUCAACUGGAAAUUUAUCCAGCUUUGAGCAGCUUGAAGCUACCAUAGCUGCAGAGAACAACACAAGUACUUCAAUGAACACCAGCAACAAGAAAGUCUCAGAGAUAGCUCAUGAUUUUGAAAGGUUAUCUCUGGAUGAAGAUAACAGCAAUGAGUAGAGUUUAGUAGGCUGGUUUUCAGUKAGUUCAAGAAAUGCUAUUACCAGUAAUGGUGUUGGACAUGAAGUUGACAUUUCAAAGCUAUCAGUACAUUAUGAGGUAUCACUAUGGAGUCAAGAAUUGUCAAUUCAUCAUAUAAUCCAGUGUUGGACAAAAAAUCUGGCACGAUCAAAACCUUUUUUAAGCUACAGUAUACCGUUGCCUGGGAAAUAUUAUAGAUUAGAGUCGCUCUAUUCAGGACAAGGUAUUAUAAGUCAUUARAAAAAACAUCCAGUAGCAUACCAUGUUAUUGUUACUGCAUUCAUCAACCUGAUAAUGCUGAGGCAUCAUUCAAAGAGCCAACAUAUAUGCUGUCAUGCACUCAUAGAUAUGUGGGUUAUACAUAUCAUACGUUAGGUGGAUGCUCUGACAUCCAUUUUAACUUUUUCUAUAAUGUCAAUAAUUGCAGUAGUUGUAAUUAUAUGAAAUGGAGAAUUUUUUAUGUACUUUCACAACAUUGGGCUGUUUCCAUAACAUUCUUUGAGGUGUUGGGAUGUUUUUGUGUUGUGACAGUAAAUGUAAAUGUCAGUAAUGUAUUUGCAGCAUUUAAUUGUUUAAUGAUAAGUGAUUCAUUGUUAUGCAUUCAUGUGCUGUAAUUGUGAUAACUGCAUUUAGUACUUUACUGGGUCAUAAAAUCAAUUCUGUAUUAGUUAAGCUAACCAUUUGUUCUGCUGAAGGUAAUUUUGUCUUAAAAUGUCUGAGAGAUAAAAACUUAAAAGCAUUAAAAAAUAAUGUGUUUUUUAGAAUUUCUAAACAAUGUUGACGUGGCUUUUAGAAAUUAAACACUCAUUUUAAUACAGCUUUUUACGRGAGUCUGCAUUAAAUAUAGACACAUAUUUAAUAUGCUUUUAACACCUCAAGGAAAAUUGCUUGCUCAAAAAAAUGUUUUUAAAACAUAAGUUAGAGAUUUGUUGUAAAAUUUGUAUAGUUUUCUAUUUUUAAAAAAAUUAGAUGGAUUAAUGAAAUAGAUGAGUAAUAAUUGUUGCAUAGUGCUAAUUGCCAAAGUACUUAGUAUUGAUUUUGAUAAAUUGCAAUAGAAAAUUGCAACCUUCUAAAAGAAUGAUUCAAAAAGAAGAUAAGAUAAGAAGAAUGGAUGAUAUUAAGAUAUAAAUAAUAGUUCAAAGAUUUUAGGAUGCUUUAAGAAUUAAAGUUAAAA
Exaiptasia diaphana is the source of this 4915-nucleotide messenger RNA. Its product is annotated as serine/threonine-protein kinase DCLK1-like. The record is from RefSeq and is a predicted model, not a curated record. NCBI's taxonomy places the organism in Eukaryota, Metazoa, Cnidaria, Anthozoa, Actiniaria, Aiptasiidae. Gene Ontology annotation, biological process: protein phosphorylation; intracellular signal transduction. Gene Ontology annotation, molecular function: protein kinase activity; ATP binding. The coding region runs from base 16 to 3720 and encodes 1234 amino acids. The transcript is spliced from 19 exons.